AUAUGCUAAGUUGCCGAAAACUGUUCGGGUGCAAAACGGCAGACAUACCACUUGCGCAACGGAACUGGUCCAAAAGCGUAUCCAGGUUUCUUGUAUGUUAUAAGAAAAGGAAAGUCUAUUUUCAACUUCAUACAUUGGGGCUGCAGCCACGCACAGCGCGCGCACGCGAAAAUUUCUACCAAGGCCGGUUUUCCGUUGCAGCAUAAAGGAACCCCACGUAAUUCUGAUCUGGUUUUUGUUGUCGGUGUACCGCUGCUGUUGCCAGCAUCUUUUUACCGUUUACGAUUCUUUUUAAUUCCUACUACACCAUGGAAAUGGCUCAGAAUAUUAUGGGUGCUCUGGCGCCCAACCAGCAGAACGCCGUCAAGUCCAACUGGUCGGAAUUGCUCAAUGUGUUCGGUGGGAAUAAGGAAAAUGUUGCAAUGGAACUGGCCAAACACACCGUUCAGGCCCAGUUGACCGGUGGUGGAGAAGGUGGUGGUUUGGGUGGUAUUCUGAGUGGUGUCAAGGGUCUUUUCGGUAAGAAAAAAGAUGACGGAGCAGCUGCGGCACCAUCAAAUCCCAUGGACAUCGUUAGCAAAGUUGCACCUUUAAUAGGAGGAUUGGAUAAUCCCAAUGCACUGCUUGGAUUCUUUAUGAAGGGCGCCCUUGGCGGUGGUCAAGCCGAGAAUAAAUCCGAAAAUUCCAUUUUCAAAAUGCUCAAGCAGAUUAUUUUCGGCCUUCUUGGACAACAUUUGCCGGCCCAGUCAUUCGGUGCUAACCAAGAAUCGCAGGGUGCCUGGACUAAAUUCGCCCAACUGGCUGCCGGAGCCAUCAAGAACCAGUCGUGGACGAAGUGAUUUGCUAAUUAGAUACCGAUACACUUUUACUUUUUGCUACUGGCGAAAUUAUCCUCCAUUUGCUUUAUUUUUUCAUGACUUUUCACCGGCAUGUUUACUGAUGCUCCGCUUUACACGCACGCCAAUCAAUUUUUGCUGAGAUUGUACUUACUUUUUACAACGUGUCGUUAUCAUUAGCUUGUACUAAGAGGACAUAAUACAGGCAUAAUAAACCGGCUUCAAGUG
Messenger RNA from Paramacrobiotus metropolitanus, 1064 nucleotides. RefSeq lists its product as uncharacterized. The record is from RefSeq and is a predicted model, not a curated record. NCBI's taxonomy places the organism in Eukaryota, Metazoa, Tardigrada, Eutardigrada, Parachela, Macrobiotidae. The transcript has 7 exons. The coding region runs from base 309 to 839 and encodes 176 amino acids.